Punica granatum (pomegranate) is the source of this 1127-nucleotide messenger RNA. The record is from RefSeq and is a predicted model, not a curated record. Lineage: Eukaryota; Viridiplantae; Streptophyta; Magnoliopsida; Myrtales; Lythraceae.
UGAGGACAUAACUACUGAAAUAUAUAGAAAUGGCUAGGGAGGAGGAGACCAGGGUGAAGCUCUUGGGACUGUGGGUGAGCCCAUUCGUCCGACGGGUCGAGUGGGCCCUGAAGCUGAAGGGCGUAAGCUACGACUACGUCGAGGAGGACAUCGUGAACAAAAGCCCCCUCCUCCUCGAGCUCAACCCCAUCCACCAGAAGGUCCCUGUGAUGGUCCACAAUGGGAAAGUAAUCUGUGAAUCAUUCGUGUUGCUAGAGUACAUCGACGAGACAUGGAAGCAUCGUCCCUUGUUGCCUCAAGAUCCUUAUGAUAGGGCCACAGCCCGGUUCUGGGCCCUUUUUGUCGAAGAGAAGCUUAUGAAGAAUGCAUGGAUUGCAAUAUUUUCCGAAGGAGAGGAGAAGGAGAAGGCCCACAAGGUAGCCAUCGAGGCCGUAGAGAGGAUCGAAGAGCAACUCAAGGGCAAGCGAUUCUUUGGUGGAGAUGACAUCGGGUACUUGGACUUAGCCGUGGGUUGGGUCUCUCAUAUGCUGCCCGUUUGGGACGAAAUGGGUUCCACCAAUAUUUUGGACCCUUUGAGGUUCCCUUCGACCACUUCAUGGAUCACAAAUUUCUUGGGUCACCCCUUGAUUAGGGACAACUUGCCUCCUAGAGACAGGAUGUGGGACUAUUUCCACCGCAAGAGAGAACAGAUCAUGGCCUCCAGGGCUAGCGAUUAGUCUUCAUUUUUGCCUCGGCAGCAUGGGCUCGUAUAGGUGCUCAAUGAUAAGUAAUAAACAUACUCGUGCAGAUGCAUCUGCAAUCGUAGUGUGACAUUUGAUUGUUGCAGUUUGGAACUUAUCACAGUUUGUUUAUGGGGAUUGACAUAUCCUUUAUGGUGUACGGUUGCAUAUUGUGUUAUUAUGAGUGUUGUUGAUGAGAACACUUCACCCGAUGUACACAAACAUGAAAACGAAUGCAGCGAACACCGACAAACACGAAGGAAGGGGAAUGCUUUGAGGCAUGAUCAACGCUUUCCGUAGAGAAUUAUCUGCCCCCACACGUAGUUGCUAGAGGGCUUUGACAGAGAUCCUCUCGGAAUACAACGAAACCUUAGAAUUCUCGAUUAGUAAAGUCGAAGAAUUCAUGAA